Lingula anatina is the source of this 2256-nucleotide messenger RNA. Its product is annotated as propionyl-CoA carboxylase beta chain, mitochondrial. The record is from RefSeq and is a predicted model, not a curated record. Gene Ontology annotation, cellular component: mitochondrion. NCBI's taxonomy places the organism in Eukaryota, Metazoa, Brachiopoda, Lingulata, Lingulida, Lingulidae. Gene Ontology annotation, molecular function: propionyl-CoA carboxylase activity.
CACCUAUUCACUUCUAUUUGUUUUCCUCAAGGUUAGAAGGUAGGCAAGAUGUCUUUGCUGCGGUUUGGGACGUCGUUCAUCCCCCGUGCACUCAGCUGCCAACUGCCAUGCACGUCCUACUUGCAGCAGCGUUCAAGUACGGACUACUCUUCGUCUCAGCUGACGCUCAGAGUCCGCAAGCGCAUAGAAGAGACGCGGGAGAGGGCGCUACAGGGAGGAGGUCCCAAACGCAUUGAGAACCAGCAUAGGAAGGGUAAGUUGACAGCCAGGGAGAGGGUCAACCUGCUACUGGACGAGGGGACAUUCGUAGAAUAUGACAGGAAUGUGGAACAUGACUGCACUGAGUUUGAUAUGGAAAAGCAAAAGUUUCCUGGAGACAGUGUUGUGACUGGCCAUGGCAGGAUCAAUGGAAGGGUGGCCUUUGUCUUCAGUCAGGAUUUCACUGUCUUUGGAGGAAGUUUGUCCAAGGCCCAUUCUCAAAAGAUUUGCAAGGUAAUGGACCAAGCCAUGCAAGUAGGAGCUCCUGUGAUUGGUCUAAAUGACUCUGGUGGUGCCAGAAUUCAGGAGGGUGUGGCUUCAUUGGCUGGAUAUGCUGACAUUUUCCAGCGCAAUGUGAUGUCAUCUGGGGUGAUUCCUCAAAUUUCCCUCGUCAUGGGGCCAUGUGCAGGUGGUGCUGUGUAUUCUCCAGCUUUGACAGACUUCACUUUUAUGGUCAAGGACACUUCCUAUCUUUUCAUCACAGGACCAGAUGUGGUCAAGGCUGUUACAAAUGAGGAUGUGACACAAGAAGAGCUUGGAGGAGCUAAAACUCACACAUCUGUUUCAGGAGUGGCACAUGGAGCUUUUGCCAAUGAUGUGGAAGCCCUUGAGAAACUGAGAGAGCUGUUCAAUUUCCUUCCUCUAAGUAACAAAGAUCCAUCUCCUAUGAGAGAUUACGAUGAUCCAUGGGACAGAGAUGUCCCAGGACUGGAAACUGUAGUACCACUGGAGAGUACUGCGGCCUAUGACAUGCAUGAUGUUAUCUAUGGGGUUGUUGAUGAGAGAGACUUCUUUGAGAUCAUGCCAAACUUUGCUAAGAACAUCAUAGUUGGCUUUGCACGUAUGGCAGGAAGAACAGUAGGCAUUGUGGGUAAUAACCCCAAAGUUGCUGCAGGUUGUCUUGACAUCAACUCUUCAGUGAAAGGAGCCAGGUUUGUGAGGUUCUGUGACGCAUUCAAUAUUCCUCUCAUCACAUUUGUGGACGUCCCAGGAUUCCUGCCAGGUACUAAUCAAGAGUAUGGAGGUAUUAUCCGUCAUGGAGCCAAGUUCAUCUACGCCUACGCUGAGGCUACAGUUCCAAAAAUCACUGUCAUCACAAGAAAGGCAUAUGGUGGAGCCUAUUGUGUCAUGAGCUCAAAGCAUCUCCGUGGUGAUACAAACUAUACCUGGCCCACAGCUGAAGUGGCAGUAAUGGGAGCACAGGGAGCAGUGCAGAUUAUUUUCCGUGAUGAACAGAAAAGAUCAGCGGCGGAGAAGGAAUAUGUGGAGUCAUUCUCAAAUCCUUUCCCAGCUGCUGUCAGAGGCUAUGUUGAUGACAUCAUCAUGCCUCACACCACUAGGAAACGCAUCAACCAGGACCUGGCGCUCCUACAGAGCAAGAAGCAAGAAAACCCCUGGAAGAAACACGGAAAUAUCCCUUUGUAAAGAUGGCCUCUUUCUCGCACAAGUCAAGGUUGCUUGUCAACAGGUGCUUCAGCUUAGACUAAACACACUGGAAAUAUCAUUGAAAUGUCAUACACUGCAAGCUGGAGUAGAAGUUAAUAAUAUUCUUGUGGAGAGAGUGAAGUGAUUUAGAUAAGGAUAAAUGUAUAGAUACCAUGAUAAUGACUGUACACUUGUACAUUUGUUCUUCUUCCAGCUUACAUAUACAGUAGACUUCACAUAUUAUACAUCUCUCUUUAACUGGACACUACCAUUACCACUACCAUAGUGUACUUAAUCCCAGAUGCCCCAGUCCCGUCUGACAAGGAACAGUAGAUUCACAUAACCAACUUGGCACAAAAAUUGCCAGUGUCAAUUAGAACAUGAUAUAUGGGAGGUCUACUGUAUGUGUAAUAUAGUGGCAUUUUUACAGUAAUUUUGCCUAUCAGAAGGCAAGGUGAUCCAUGCACUUGAAAUUUGAAUGAAAUUCUAAACAUUUUUUUCUGAUCAUUGAACAAUGCUCUCAGUUGUCAGCAUAUAGGUCUUUAGUUGGCGUUUUUUUUUUUUUUUUUUUUU